This is a messenger RNA of Hemiscyllium ocellatum (epaulette shark), 8425 nucleotides long. RefSeq names its product unconventional myosin-Va-like. Gene Ontology annotation, cellular component: cytoplasm; myosin complex; actin cytoskeleton. Gene Ontology annotation, biological process: actin filament organization; vesicle transport along actin filament. The coding region runs from base 498 to 6137 and encodes 1879 amino acids. Lineage: Eukaryota; Metazoa; Chordata; Chondrichthyes; Orectolobiformes; Hemiscylliidae. The transcript has 41 exons. Gene Ontology annotation, molecular function: microfilament motor activity; actin filament binding; ATP binding. The record is from RefSeq and is a predicted model, not a curated record.
CAAUGCAGAGCUUGGUGCAGGCAAGUGAACACGGAGUAACUCUCAGCAUGUUGCAGACUCUCUCUCCUCUGCCUUGCAUAUUUUCCAGAGCUUCCCCGGGACCUAGCGGUGGCGCUGUCUUUCCGGGUAGAUUUCUGACACUUGCUGACUGGCUGCUCCCGAUGGGAGGCACGUUGAGCUCAGAUUUUUUUUCUCUCUACCCACCCUCUCUCAUGCAAGAAAGCAUCUUUAGGUCUAUCUCUCUUGUACCCAGAAUGCACAGCCGGGUAGCAUUUCAGUAACACAGGUAACAUGGCGUUUGAUACAUUCGGCUGAGAUUCCCAGGGACACAGGAAGGCGCUGGGUGCAGUUUUGCUCCGAGGUUCCUUUUGCUCUGGAAAGCCGAUGUUUUGUGGGAGCUGACUGAACCCCCCCGACCUUCCCUUUCCGACCGCUGUGCAGUGGGGAGGGAGGCUGGUCCGGACGGUCGCACAGGCACUGACUCGCCCCUCGGGAGAAUGGCAGCAUCCGAGCUCUUCACCAAGUUUGCCAGGGUGUGGAUCCCUGAUACAGAGGAUGUCUGGAAAUCCGCGGAGCUUCUGAAAGAUUACAAGCCAGGAGACACAGUGCUUCAUCUGAAAUUCGAGGAUGAGCAGGAAACUCGAUAUAACAUCGAUCCACAAACUAAGGAGCUUCCACCCCUGCGAAACCCUGACAUCCUGGUGGGUGAAAAUGACCUCACAGCACUCAGUUAUCUCCAUGAGCCAGCUGUGCUGCACAACCUUAAAGUACGCUUCAUGGAUUCAAAACUCAUCUAUACUUACUGCGGUAUUGUUUUGGUAGCCAUCAAUCCUUAUGAACAGUUACCUAUCUAUGGAGAAGAUAUCAUCAAUGCCUACAGUGGGCAGAACAUGGGAGACAUGGAUCCUCAUAUCUUUGCUGUGGCUGAGGAGGCAUACAAGCAAAUGGCGAGAGAUGAACGGAAUCAAUCAAUCAUUGUUAGCGGAGAGUCUGGAGCAGGGAAGACUGUCUCAGCUAAAUAUGCCAUGCGAUACUUUGCGACAGUCAGCGGUUCUGCCAGUGAGACUAAUGUAGAAGAGAAGGUCCUGGCUUCAAACCCCAUCAUGGAGUCAAUUGGAAACGCAAAGACGACCAGGAAUGAUAACAGCAGUCGAUUUGGGAAAUACAUUGAAAUUGGAUUUGACAAAAGGUAUCGUAUCAUAGGAGCUAACAUGAGAACCUAUCUGCUGGAAAAGUCAAGAGUUGUGUUUCAGGCUGAGGACGAAAGAAAUUAUCAUAUUCUGUACCAGCUGUGUGCCUCUAAACAUUUACCAGAAUUCAAAGCUCUCAGGCUGAGCAAUGCUGAAAACUUCCACUACACAAAUCUGGGAGGUAAUCCGAUGAUUGAGGGAAUAGAUGAUGCCAAAGAAAUGAUGAAUACCAGGCAGGCUUGCUCUUUACUAGGUAUUAAUGACUCCUACCAAAUGGGAGUCUUCCAUAUUCUUGCAGCAAUUCUUCACUUGGGAAACGUGGCAAUUAAAUCGAACGAGCGUGAUGCUGACAACUGCUUUAUCCCUCCAAACACUGAACACCUGAUCAUCUUCUGUGAGCUUCUGGGCGUGGACUAUGAGCAGAUGUCUCACUGGCUGUGUCACAGAAAGAUUGUCACUGGCUCAGAGACCUAUAUCAAGCCCAUGCCCAAAUUCCAGGCCAUCAAUGCCAGAGAUGCACUGGCAAAACAUAUCUAUGCCAGUCUCUUCAACUGGAUUGUACUCCAUGUCAACCAGGCUCUGCAAGCUUCAGUAAAGCAGCAUUCAUUUAUCGGUGUGCUGGAUAUAUACGGAUUUGAGACUUUUGAAAUAAACAGUUUUGAACAAUUCUGCAUCAACUAUGCUAACGAGAAAUUACAGCAGCAGUUUAACAUGCAUGUCUUCAAGCUAGAGCAGGAAGAGUAUAUGAAGGAGCAGAUUCCAUGGACACUCAUAGAUUUUUAUGACAAUCAGCCUUGUAUCAACCUAAUUGAAGCGAAACUUGGCAUCCUGGACCUAUUAGAUGAAGAGUGUAAGAUGCCCAAAGGAUCUGAUGACACCUGGGCUCAGAAGCUUUAUAACACUCACUUAAACAAGAGUGCGCUGUUUUAUAAACCACGCUUAUCAAACAAGGCCUUCAUCAUCCAGCACUUUGCUGACAAGGUUGAGUACCAAUGCGAGGGCUUCUUAGAAAAGAACAAGGAUACUGUGUAUGAGGAACAGAUCACAGUGCUGAAGGCGAGCAAGUUGAAUCUUCUCGCGGAGCUCUUCCAAGAUGAGAAACCGGCCACCAGCCCUACUGAAGGACGUCCCCCUGUUACCAGGGCAACUGUGAAAUCGGCCAAGCCUCGAUCACUGCAGGCCAGCAAGGAGCACAAGAAAUCAGUGGGACACCAGUUUCGUAACUCCCUUCAUCUGCUGAUGGAAACCCUUAAUGCUACAACACCUCACUACGUACGAUGCAUUAAACCCAAUGAUGACAAACUUGCUUUCACGUUUGAUCCAAAACGAGCUGUCCAACAGCUGCGAGCUUGUGGUGUACUCGAAACCAUUCGGAUAAGUGCUGCUGGUUUCCCAUCAAGAUGGACAUAUCAAGAAUUCUUUAACCGCUAUCGUGUCCUGAUGAAGCAGAAAGAUGUCCUCAGUGACAAAAAGCUGACAUGCAAAAAUGUCCUGGAGAAAUUAAUCAAGGAUGAGGACAAGUACCAGUUUGGUAAAACAAAGAUUUUCUUCCGUGCUGGGCAAGUGGCCUACCUGGAGAAGCUGCGAGCAGACAAACUCCGAGCUGCUUGCAUCAGAAUCCAGAAGACCAUUCGGAGCUGGCUGCAACGGAAGAAGUAUCUCCGCAUGCGCAACGCCGCGAUUACGAUUCAGCGAUAUGUGCGGGGCUACCAAGCCAGAUGCUAUGCUCAGUUCCUCCGCAGGACCAGAGCAGCAAUCAUCAUCCAGAAAUACCAGCGAAUGUAUGCAGCUCGUCAAAAGUUCCUGCGGAUCCUGUCAGCGACCAUUGUUAUCCAGUCAUUUGUGCGAGGCUUUCAUGGAAGGCGACAAUACAAGGCGAUCCUCCGGGAACAGAAAGCUACCAUCCUUCAGAAGUACGUACGUGGCUGGAUGGCGAAACUCAAAUACAGGAGGAUCCAGCACGCCAUCAUCUACCUGCAGUGUUGCUACCGCCGCAUGAUGGCAAAGCGGGAGCUUAAGAAACUGAAGAUUGAAGCCAGAUCAGUCGAGCACUACAAGACCCUCAACAUUGGCAUGGAGAACAAGAUUGUGCAGCUACAAUGCAAAGUCAACAACCAGACAAAGGAGAUGAAAUCGCUGCUGGAGAAGUUGAGCAAUUUGGAGGUCAUUUAUACCAACGAUACGGAGAAGUUGCGGACAGAGGUCGAUCGGCUGCGUGUAAACGAAGAAAAUGCCAAAGUGUCCUCGAACAAGAUCACCAGCCUGUUGGAGGAGAUCGCAAUUCUACGGAAGGAACUCAAGGAAACGCAGGCUCAGAAAAAACACCUUGAGGAAGGAGCAGUGAAAUAUAAAGAGGAAACAGAACUGAUGGUGUCUCAGCUUAAGGAGCAGAACACUUUACUGAAGAAUGAGAAAGAGGAUCUGAAUCUUCAAAUUCAGGAACAGGCCAAAGAGAUAACAGAGUCGAUGGAGAAGAGAAUGGAGGAAGAGACCAAACAGCUUCAGAUUGACCUCAACGAUGAGAGGUCCAGGUACCAGUCUCUUCUUAAUGAGUUCUGCCGAUUAGAGGAACGUUACGACAACUUGAAAGAAGAAAUAUCUUUGGUUAAUGUGUUGAAGCCUGGUCACCGAAGGACAGAUUCCACGCACAGUAGUAAUGAGUCGGAGUACACCUACAACUCCCUGCUAUCCUCUGAGCCAGGGGAAGCUGAGGAUGGGACGCGAAGACCAGAGGAGUUUCCAGAACAGAGAGGUGCUCUGGAUAUGUCCCUGUUCCUGAAACUUCAGAAGCGUGUGACUGAGUUGGAACAGGAGAAGCAAGCCUUACAGGAAGAACUCGAUCGGAAAGAGGAACAAGCAUUACGAAGCAAGGCGAAGGAAGCGGAAGAUCAGCAAGUUAAAGCCAGGGGAGCUGAGCUGGAGUAUGAAUCCCUCAAGAGGCAAGAACUGGAGUCUGAGAAUAAGAAGCUAAAGAAUGAACUCAAUGAACUGCACAGAGCCCUGAACGAGAAGGCUUCCCCACAUGUUACAGCCCCUGGUUCUCCUGCUUACAAAGUUCUACUUGACCAGUUGACUGCAUCAAGUGAAGAGCUGGAGGUUCGUAAAGAGGAAGUUCUCAUUCUGCGGUCCCAGUUGGUCAGUCAAAAGGAAGCAAUGGCACAUAAGGAGACGAUGACAGACCCGAUGGUCCUCUUGGAGGAUGUACGUAAGAUGAAGGAUCAAGGUGAAAUAACCCAAGCAUACUUGGGACUUAAAGAAACCAACAGACCAACACAGGAUUGCCAUUUGCUGAAUGAGGAUGGAGAGCUCUGGAUGGCCUACCAAGGGUUAAAACAAACCAACAGAUUGCUGGAAUCUCAGCUUCAGGGUCAGAAAAAGAACUAUGAGAAUGAGCUGGAGAUCUUACGUGGGGAGGUACAGAAUUUGAAAGAGGAGAUCAAUCGUCAGCAGCAGUUAUUGGCCCAGAAUUUGCAACUGCCCCCAGAGGCGCGCAUUGAGGCCAGUCUGCAACAUGAGAUAACUAGGUUAACCAACGAAAAUCUUUAUUAUGAGGAGUUAUAUGCAGAUGACCCCAUGAAGUAUCAGUUCUACAGGAUUUCGCUUUACAAACGGAUCAUUGAUCUUAUGGAACAACUUGAAAAACAGGACAAGAUUGUCCGGAAGUUGAAAAAGCAGCUCAAAGUAUUUGCAAAGAAAAUUGGAGAACUGGAAGUGGGUCAGACAGAGAACGUAUCUCCAGCUCAGUUAGCAGAUGAACCCAUCCGGCCUGUGAAUAUUCCAAGGAAAGAAAAGGAUUUCCAGGGAAUGUUGGAGUACAAGAAGGAUGAUGAGCUUAAGCUUAUCAAGAAUCUUAUCUUAGAGCUAAAGCCUCGUGGUGUGGCUGUUAACCUGAUCCCUGGAUUGCCAGCGUACAUCCUGUUUAUGUGUGUACGUCAUGCUGAUUAUAUUAAUGAUGACCAGAGAGUCCGGUCCCUACUGACAUCAACUAUUAAUGGCAUCAAGAAAAUCUUGAAGAAAAGAAGCGAUGACUUUGAAAUUGUGUCAUUCUGGUUGUCCAACACUUGUCGUUUUUUGCAUUGUCUUAAGCAGUACAGUGGGGAAGAGGCAUUUAUGAAGCACAACACUCCUCGACAGAAUGAUCAUUGCUUGAGAAACUUUGACCUUGCUGAGUACAGGCAGGUCAUAAGUGACCUGGCCAUUCAAAUAUACCAACAGCUGACCAAGGUCAUGGAAAAUAUCUUGCAGCCAAUGAUCGUUUCAGGUAUGUUGGAACAUGAAACUAUUCAGGGAGUAUCUGGCCUAAAGCCCACGGGUCUACGGAAGAGGACUUCCAGUGUUGCAGAUGAAGGUACCUACACUCUAGAUUCCAUUGUCCGACAACUGAAUAAUUUCCAUUCCACAAUGUGUCAGCAUGGCAUGGAUCCAGAGCUCAUCAAACAGAUCGUCAGGCAGAUGUUCUACAUCAUCGGUUCAGUCACCCUCAACAACUUGCUUCUUCGCAAGGACAUGUGUUCAUGGAGCAAAGGAAUGCAGAUCAGGUACAAUGUCAGCCAACUCGAAGAGUGGCUGCGGGACAAGAACCUGCAGAAUAGUGGGGCGAAAGAAACUCUUGAGCCUUUAAUUCAGGCUGCACAGCUCCUGCAGGUGAAAAAGAAGACUGAUGAGGAUGCAGAGGCCAUUUGCUCCAUGUGCAGUAAUCUUACCACUGCUCAGAUCGUGAAAGUCCUAAAUCUGUACACUCCUGUUAAUGAGUUUGAAGAACGUGUCACUGCCUCAUUCAUACGCACUAUUCAGGUUCGUUUACAAAAUCGAAAAGACUCACCUCAGCUGCUAAUGGAUGCAAAGUUCAUAUUUCCAGUUACAUUCCCAUUCAACCCAUCUUCUUUAGCACUGGAGAGCAUUCAGAUUCCAAGCAGCAUGAACCUUGGAUUCCUGUUGCGUGUCUGAGGAACACUGAAGAUAUCAAUUCUACAUUGGUCCGAGAAUUGUCAUCCCCAUUCACUACACACAGCUAGAGAGAUGUUAAAAUAUUUGCAUUAUAAAGGAAUGUGUGCUGAAAGUGCAGAAUGCCAAACACUUUCAUGCAGCACCUGAUGAUGACUGCUAUGCUGCAGUUUUGAUGAAUAUACUUUGAGUUUAACAACUGUAAAUUAAGGUUGUGUCAUACUUUUAAUUAUUAGGAGUUUGAAGUAAGGGGAAGUACAACUGCCAUAUAUAGCACCAUUUGUCCAAUAGCUAUUAUUUAAGUCAAUAUAUGAUGUAGAAUGAUGUAGAAUACAAAGGUCUGUUAGAAUAUAAUCUAGAGAUUACGUUGUAAGUUUUGGUGUUUUGCUUAGCACAUUAUUAUAGUUACCAUGUUCAGUGUCCUCCGACAAUGCUGAACUAAACAUUUAGCACUGCACCGUAUAGUGUUGAGUUGUAAUUCACUAAAAAAUAUUUCAUGUCAACUUUACACCUUUUUCAAAGUCGUUUUAAACUUAAUUUAUGCAAGUAAUAAUCACUAUUUUAAGUUCCAAAUUUCACUUAAAGCACAAAAGCACACAGAAGGGCAAAAUAUUAAAUUCUCAGAUAAAUCAUAAAGGCAUUUGGCAACAGGAAAACAAAUUAUAGGUAGAACAAUAGAUUUUUUUUUCAGUACAUGAAUUCAUGGCUUCUUUCCCUUUUAAAUGCGCCUUAAUGGAAUUUCUUCCAACUCUGCAAUACAGGAAUUGCUCAAUUAUUUCAUUAGUUUGUAAUUGUGAAUGUUAUGUUUAAAGGGGACAACCACAGAAGUUGAAUUAAAAGUUUGUUUUCCCCAGUAUUUGCAAUACAGUGUUUAGUGACCUCAGGGGUCAGACAUCAUGCAGGCUGCUGUGACUAUGAUGCAGGCAUCACCCUGAGAGGGCAGUCUCGAUCUCAACCGUGCCACACCCACCCACCACCACCACCACAAACACGUCCGCCACCCAGCUUCCAAAUUCCCAAUGAUGCAGGUCUAUUGUGGAUUCAGUUCUGAAAACUUUUAGCCUGGAUAUGCCCAAUUUAAGGAAAAUUGGUGCUGUGACUGGAAAUUGAAUAAAUAUAGAGCUAAUAAUAACUUAUUGCACCCUUCAUUGUUUACACGUUUGAAGUUUUUAAAUGUAUUGAUCGAGCAUCCAAGUUCAGAAACCUGAUUUCCGAGCAGUGGUUUACAUAUCUGUCUGAUGUUAUAUGUGUCCCUAUUUAUAAUGCUACUGGAUAUCUGAUAUUUAAUUGAAAGCAGAAAGCAAAAGUCUUUCUAGAUAGAAUGGACUAAAGGUCAAUACACUACUCUGUAGGCUUAUGGAGUAGUUUAGAAAUUCCACAAUUAUCUCUCAAAUCAAUGUUGGUCAAUAUUUUGGUAGAAAUAUUUCUGAAUCCGUGAUGCAUCAUUGUCUAUUUUCUGUUUUUGCAUUUUUGUACAUUUCAAUCUAUUAAUGUCUUAAAAUAUAAAAUCCCCAGAUUUCUCUUUCACAACUAUUUGCUUAAUUCAACCUAUUACAGAAUCACCACAUGGAUUGGUGAUCCUAAAAAUAAUAAUAACCUUUGGUUAUACAUAAACAUGUGUUUGUGAAGGGGACAAGUUCUGGAGACAGAAAAAAACAUCCUUAAAGAAAGAUUGCCUGGGAAAUCAAUUUGAUGUAGAAUAGUAAUUGUCACUCACAAAACUCUACCUAUUCUACAACAGUAUUUUUUCUUUGUUUUCAAAAUAAUAUUAAAGCCAGGGUACAAAGUAAAAGUUGCAUUAUGAAUCUCAGCGCAUGUAGAACAAUGUAAAAAUUGCAUUGCUCCUUAAUGGUGUUGAGAAAAUAUGAAGGCAAUCUUCCUUUGAAAUAUUGGUUGUGCACUUUAGUUAAAUCCUAUGCGUAUAUAUAGUUUUCUGUUUCCUGCUUAUAUUGUAUUUUACUUUUUUGUAUCAUAAACUGUUAUGAAACGUAAGUACAUUACUAGUGGUUAGUGCUAAGGAACUGGAGAUAUUUAAAAUAUCAACAAUAGGUGGGGGAAACCAAUUGCUGUUAUAUUACCUAGAUCACUAAUGUUGACCAUGGAUGAUUACUUCUGUACUUAACCAGCUAGCAAACAAUGAGUAUGAUAUUGAUGUACAGAAAAGUUAUGACAACCCUGUAGCAUUUCCUGUUUGUUGCAAUUAGUAAAUGUGUGCAUCAUGGCAAAUGUAUAUUGAACUAGGUACUAAGGUAAUGUCCAACUUGUAAAAACAAAUAAAAAUUUCAACAGUA